AUGACCUUUGCCCAGGUGAAGGACAUGUACAUGUUGAUGGUUCUGGCCACGGCAGGCCACGGGCAGCUGAAGAAGACGGGCAGUGCCACAGUGAGGGUGUCGGUGACCGAUGAGAACGACAACUCUCCCCGUCUGAUCCAGGCGAGGGCUUUCCUGGCCGUGAGAGAGAACCUUCCGGCGGGUUCAGGGUUCGGACGGGUGUUGGCUACGGACCGCGACACGGGCCUCAACGGCAGGCUCAGUUACAGACUUUUACACCCAGACAGACACUUCCAGAUCAACUCACACACAGGUGAGAUCAGUACCCGUGUAGGUCUGGACAGGGAGCAGCAGAGUAGUUACCAGGUGUUGUUGGUGGUCCAGGAUGGAGGUACUCCCCCGCGCAGCGCUACAGGGACAGCCUUCAUCACCGUCCUGGAUGAGAACGACAACACUCCCUCCUUCAGACACAGCCAGCCUGGCAGAGGACUGACCAUGCAGGUGGUGGAGGGCCAGGCAUCAGGUCUACUGCUGGGGAAAGUACAGGCCAAUGACCCUGAUGAGGGAGAGAACGGCACUGUGUACUACUCCAUGUCAGGUCCCAGAGCAGAGUGUUUCUCUCUGAACCCCACUACAGGUGAACUGCGUUCCUCCUCUCCUCUGAGUCGCUCUGACAGAGCUGAGUACAGCUUCACUGUGACCGCCACUGACCGAGGCCAGCCAUCUCACAGCGCUACCUGUACACUACACAUACAGGUCCAGAGUGCGAGCAAAGCUCCUUCCAAAGCCAACUCCCUCUCCAUGUCCUUUAAUUCCGUCGAGGAGGCCAAACCAGGCUCUAUGAUUGGCUCUGUGAGGUCACAUGAUGGCUUUGAGCUCCCUGAGGCUGGUCAGGUGACCUACACGGUGGUGGGCGGGUCAGACCGAGACGGAACGUUCAUGGUGGACCGUCAGACAGGUGACGUGUACCUGGCGAGGGAGCUGGAUUAUGAGCGCUCCGCCCGCUACACACUACAGAUAGAGGUGGAUGACUUCUCCAUGACGUUACCCAGCAGCCACCUGGUGCAGCUAGACAUCGAGGUGGAGGACAGCAACGACCAUGCACCCCGCUUCCCGGGGGACCCCGUUACCGUGGUGAUACCUGAGAACAUGGAGCCUGGGGCGUCCAUCUACACCUUCCAGGCCUCGGAUCAGGACGGAUCAGGGCCCAACAGCCUGCUGACCUACUCCAUCCUGCACCAGUACCCUGACCUCACUGACCUCCUGGUGCUUGACCCUUCCACUGGCGUCCUGACCCUGGCACAGGAACUGGACCAUGAGGUCACUUCCUCCCUUAUCCUGGUCGUCCAGGCAACAGACUCCGCCCUGAAUGCCAGCCAACGGCGCUGGGGCUCGGUGACGGUGAGGGUGUUUGUGACAGAUGAGAAUGACAACGCUCCAGUGUUCAGCUCGCCAUCCGCGGUUAGCGUCAUGGAGGACCAGCCUGUGGGUUUCGUGGUUCUCUACGUUGUGGCGCGAGAUGCCGACCAGGGGGAGAACGGACGGGUCAGCUACUUCAUCGAGACUGGCAACGCUGGAGGGACAUUCAGCCUCAACCCUAAUACUGGUUCUCUGUCUAUCCUGAAGGCCAUCGACCGGGAGGAUCAGGACCUGUUGAACCUGACCAUCGUAGCCCAGGACCACGGGGUACCAGCACUCUCAUCCAGCCAGCUGCUGUCUGUCCAGGUCAUCGACGUGAACGACCAGGUGCCCUGGUUCCAGGAGAACCAAUACCAAGCCCAGAUUACAGAGAACCAGCCUGCAGGAACCACUGUUCUGGUAGUGUCGGCCUCCGACCUGGACCAAGGUACCAACGGCCAGGUGACAUAUGGAGGCAUCUCUGACGAGGGUUUUAGCAUCCACCCAGCUACAGGUGUUAUAACCACCACUAAAGCCCUGGACAGAGAGGCACAGGAACAAUACACACUGACAGUGUAUGCCCGAGACGGUGGCGUGCCUCCUAACUUUGCCCGGGUGGCAGUGAGGAUCCAGGUGUUGGAUGAGAAUGACAACGCCCCAGCAUUCAGUAGACUGUACUACAGUCUGGAGGUGCCUGAGAACAUGGAGGCUGUUGAGCUUUUCACCCUCAGAGCUAUUGACCAGGACACUGGGGACAGCGGAGAGAUGACCUACAAGAUCACAACGGGGGACCCGUCAGGUGACUUCCGUGUGGACAGGAAGUCAGGUGUUCUCUCCACCUCCAGACCGCUGGACAGGGAACGUAGGGCCAGGUACAGUCUGACAGUGACAGCCCUUGACGGGGGCUCUCCGGCCCUGAGCAGCACGGCCACAGUAGAGGUCACUCUCCUGGACGUCAACGACCACAGCCCCCAGUUCACCAGCCCCAGCUACACCACUGACCUCUCUGAGGAUGUUCCUAUUGGCUCCCUGGUGCUGGAGGUCUCUGCUACUGACCUGGACCAAGGGUUUAACAGCCAGGUGCUGUACUUCCUGUCGCGUGGCUCCCAGGGCAUGUUCAUCAUCGACCAGCACACGGGACAUGUCAUCACCGCCGCUCCGCUCGACCGAGAACGAACCACGUUGUACACUUUCGAUGUCUGCGCCAUAGACUCGUCCCCCGCCAGCCCUCGCAACUCCACCGCCACGGUCACUGUUUAUGUACAGGACGUGAACGACAACGCUCCAUUCUUCAUCCAGGACCCCCUCGUCAUCAACAUCUCAGCCUCCAGUGUCUCCUCCCAUCGCGUCCUGUCCACCAUGCGGGCGGAGGAUAGGGAUUUUGGGGCCAACGGCUCACUGUUCUACCGCUUCGCCAGCCCUGUCCGGGGCUUCACCAUCAACUCUCUGACCGGGGACAUCCAGGCUACAGAGAUGCUGCAGGGACUGACCCAGGGCCAGAGGACUCUGAUUGUAGAGGCUAUGGACCAGGGAAGCCCAGCUCAGUCCUCUCUAGGGGUGGUGGUCAUCUACAUCAGAGAACAGACCUACAGGGGGAUCCGCUUCUCACGCCACGCUAGAGACGUCAGCCUGCAGGAGAACGCCGCCAAAGGUACCGCUGUGGUGCAGACUCAGGCCCAGUACCCUGAUGGAUCCCGUAGUGGGAUCAGUUACAGCAUCUUCAGCGGCAACACCCUACACUCCUUUGGAAUCAGCUCCUCCACUGGUGAGAUCUGGGUACAGAGCUCCAUGGGGCUGGACUAUGAGGAGACCCCUAGACUCCGCCUAGUGGUGAAGGCUGAAACUGCAUCCUCCAGUUCCUUCAUGGCGGUCAACCUGAUCCUUCAGGACGUCAAUGACAACCUGCCACGCUUCCAGCUGCAGAACUAUGUAGCCUACAUACGAGAGGCACAGGGAUAUCAUUUCCCUAUCAUACAGGUGGUGGCUGAUGACCUGGACCAGGGCCAGAAUGGUCAGGUGACCUACAGUCUGAGGUCGUCGUCUCUCAGCGGUCUGUUCAAGAUCGACCCGCUGACCGGAAGCAUCACCACCGCCGCUAUCAUGGACCGAGAGAUCUGGACACAAACCAAGCUGGUUGUUACGGCAACGGACCGGGGCACACCACGAUUGGCCGGCUCGGCGACCCUCACGGUGAUAAUCGUGGACCUCAAUGACAAUAGUCCUACAAUCCCCUUGCCGCGCGAGAUCAGAGUGCCAGAGAACACUCUGAUUGGCUCGGUAAUAACCCAGGUGACUGGAAACGACGUUGACUCAGGCCCAACCCUGUCCUACACCCUCCACCUGGACCCGUCCUCCCAGGGCGUGUUUGGGAUCCACCGCUACGGGGGCGGGGUGUCUCUGACCGCCCCUCUGGACUACGAGGAGAGGACCUGGUACACGCUGACUGUCAGGGCUACUGACUCCAAACACCAGACUGAAGCUAACCUCACCAUACUGGUGGAGGAUGUCAAUGAUAACGCUCCUACGUUCACACAGGAUCUUUACCAGGUGAUUCUGGCAGAGCACACCCCAGCUGGCAGUGCAGUUGUCACUGUGACAGCCACGGACCGCGACUCUGGAGAGAACGGCCGUGUCAUGUACAGAGUGAUGUCAUCAACCCGGGACAUCUUCUACAUCGACCCCAGCAAUGGUACCCUGUUCAUCACCCAGCAGGCAGAGUUUGACCCUGAGAACCCUUCUAUCCUGGUGGUAAUAGAGUCCAGAGACAUGGGAACACCAGCCCUCUCCUCCACCGCUACUGUACAGGUCCAGGUGACUGACGUCAACGACAACGCGCCCGUCUUCCACCAAUCAGAGUACAGAGCCACGGUGUCGGAGGACGGUCUCCCGGGCGCCACCAUCCUGACCCUGGAGGCGGCCGACGGCGACACGUCACGCGACAACUGCGGCUUUGACUUCACUAUAGCCAGCGGAAACGCAGGCAAUGCCUUCCAGAUUGAAAGCAGCGUACGCUUCCUAGAAGGACGGGGCUUCCAGACAGUAGGCAGCCUGGUAUUGACCGGUGAGGGGCUGGACUUUGAGGCGGUGUCCAGUUACAACCUGACCGUGGUCGUGUCGGACCGCGGCGUGCCCCAGAGGAGCUCGGCUGUCUCUGCUCUGAUCAGUGUGACAGAUACUAAUGACAACCCUCCGGCGUUCAGCAGGGCAGAGUACAGUGUGGUGGUGAGUGAAGGAGCAGCCACAGGGACUGAGGUCCUCAGCCUGUCUGCAACAGACCCAGACUCCCCGGCAGUAGGGAAGGUGCAGUACCUGAUCAGCUCUGGGGAUGAGACGGGUAUGUUCCAGGUAGACCGCUGGACCGGAGCCCUGAUGCUGCAGAGACCACUGGACAGCGAGAGACAGGCAUCCCAUGUGAUCAUUGUGCAGGCGACAGAUGGACAGGGUCACUAUGCGCUGGCUCCUGUCACUGUGGAGGUGAAGGACAUUAAUGACAACAGACCUUACUUCCCUCUGCCCAUCCUCACCGCCAGCGUCAGAGAGAACCAGCCUCACAACACCCUUGUCACCAUGCUGCACGCCAUCGACCAGGACACGGGAGUCUUCGGACAGCUGAGGUACUACAUGUUGGACAAGACUGGAGAGGGGAAAGACUCCUUCCUGCUCAACCAGACGUCAGGCGAGGUCCGGACUCGCUCCACCUUUGACUUUGAGAAGGUCAACUUGUUCAACUUUGUAGCUCUAGCCAUGGACGCAGGGAACUACUCUGCCACGGUGACCAUCCAGGUGUACGUGAUGGGGGAGGAUGAGUACGACCCUGUGUUCUCCGACUUAGAGUUCUCCUUCCUGGUUCCUGAGGGGGCGAAGAAGGGCCAGAGCAUCGGUCAGGUGACAGCCAGAGACGAGGAUGAGGGAGUGGACGGGAUUGUUCUGUACUCCCUAGCUGACCCCUCGCCCUACUUCCAGGUCAAUGCAUCGACAGGUGUGGUCUCCCUGAAGAUGGACAGCCACGUUCGACACAUGAGUAGGGCCAAGAGGGAGGUCCGUGUGAUGACCCUUGACCUGACGGCCCACAGCCCUCUGGAGACAUCCCGCGUGGCCACCGCCCGCCUCACCGUUGACGUGACAAACACGUCCUUCGGCCUGGUGUCGGACAUGAACCUGCUGCUGGUCAGUGUGAUCGCUGUGUCCCUGGGAGCCAUCCUCAUCCUCAUCUUCAUCGCCAUGUCUCUGUUUUGUGUGAGACUGAGACGUCAGAGGAAGGAGCAGCAGAGUCGCUGCAGACCUCCAGCCUCUCCCGGCCACGGCACCAUGCUACACAAACUAGAAGAGACUAAAGUUACCGACACUGACCGGAACGACCGCAUCUACCAUCAGGCCUUACCAGGGUACGUUUCCGACCAAACAGGGAGUGGAGGGGGAGGGCCAUACCCCCGCGGGGGCUCCCUGGACCCAUCCCACUCCAGCGGGCGUGGCUCAGCGGAGGCGGCGGAGGACGAUGAGAUCCGGAUGAUCAACGAGUACCCCCGUGUCUCCUCCAUCUCUUCAUCCAUGCAGGAACACAUCUCAGCCCGCGGGCCAGACUCUGGUAUCCAGCAGGACGCUGACCAGCUGUCUGACAUCUCGUGUGAACCCAACAUUGACGCCAACCAGUGGUUUAAGGCCAAGAAGCUGGCCAAUCUCAGUGGGACUCUGCUGGCUGGGCAGGUGCCUGUCUACAGGGAGGAUGGAGGAGGUUAUCUGGGGGUAGGGAGGGGGCUGAACAUCUCCCACCCUAAAGACUAUGCCUUCCCAGUGGAUGGUAAACCCGCUGUGGACGGCUCCCUCACAGCCAUAGUGGCCAGUGAUGAGGAGCUGAGGGGUAGUUAUAACUGGGACUACCUGCUGAACUGGUGUCCACAGUUCCAGCCAUUAGCAAGUGUCUUCACGGAGAUAGCGAGGUUAAAGGAUGAGACGGCCACUCCUAACCCUCGCAGACCGCUCCAGCACAAAGCCAAGGUGGACCCCAAACCCCCUCGCAUUGACCCCCCGCCCCUAAUCACCUCCAUAGCCCACCCCGGGGCGAAGACAGUCCCGGUCAAGCCUGCUCCUGUCAAGCCCUCUGUGGGGAGGUCCUCCUUCCCCCACCUGGCCUCCCUACGGAGGUCCCCCAUCAGUCACGAGGGCUCCCCCUCCUCAGUAGCCAUGUCCCCCAGCUUUUCCCCCUCCCUGUCCCCCCUGGCCGCCCGCUCCCCGGCCAUCAUACCCUUCGGGGUCACCCAGGGCCCCUCAGCCUCCAUGAUCAGCACCACUGAACACAGCAUGGAGCACAUUGAAGAGGCCGAGAUGAGGAUAUAGACUCUAUCGACUCACAGGUGAGGAUAUAGACUCUAUCGACUCACAGGUGAGGAUAUAGACUCUAUCGACUCACAGGUGAGGAUAUAGACUCUAUCGACUCACAGGUGAGGAUAUAGACUCUAUCGACUCACAGGUGAGGAUAUAGACUCUAUCGACUCACAGGUGAGGAUAUAGACUCUAUCGACUCACAGGUGAGGAUAUAGACUCUAUCGACUCACAGGUGAGGAUAUAGACUCUAUCGACUCACAGGUGAGGAUAUAGACUGUAUCGACUCACAGGUGAGGAUAUAGACUGUAUCGACUCACAGGUGAGGAUAUAGACUCUAUAGACUCACAGGUGAGGAUAUAGACUCUAUAGACUCUGAGGUACUGGAGAUUGGAAGACUGAUACUGAGUUAUUGUUCCUCAAAAAACAGAAGUGUUGUCUCAAUUGACACUCUAUUUAGGUUGCAGGGUGGUACCCCUCCUAUUGUGUAAUGGUCACAGUAUCUGGUGUCAAUAGACUGGAUCGUACAGUGUACCUUCCAUUCUGGCCAGAACACAGAGUGUGGUUAAGUACUGUAGUUAAAUAAUGAAGUAACUCUCAAACCACCAAAGGUGGUAGAUGCAUCAUAAACUAAUGGGACUCUCAAACUGGACUAGAAUCAAAACUGAGACCAAAAUGGAUGUUGCCUGUUCCUGAGGACUUCCUCUUCCCUCGAUCCAAUCAGUGUCAAGAGAACUAAACUACCCAGGAUUUGCACAUUCUAACGGGGAGCCAUGAUGUCAAUAUUUUGUAGAAGAUACCUUUUUUUGUCUAUAUUUUUAUACUGACUUUGGUUUCUGACUAGAAAUGGCACUAAUUCUGUGCCAGAGGGCUGUUAUAGCCUCAGAAUAUAUUUCCUUGUGUGUAUAUUUGUAGCUAUGUAACAGUAUGUUUGAACUGUAUGUUGGUUGUAUCUCAUGUACUUAACCAUUAAUGUGUUUUUGGAACAAAACAAAGCUCUUUAUUUCUAUUAGUGUGAUUGAUUGGGGGGAUAUGCUGUCAUUUCUUGUAAAUAUUUAUUACAGAGGAGUGAAAAAGGAGCUUUUCUUGCUGGAAGAACAAAAAUAAUCUGGUAGCGUGUUGGAUCCCUCUCAUAAUAAUUCAGUGUGCCAUAUGUGUGUCCCAAAUGGCACCUAUUCCCUAUACAAUGCCCUACCUGGUCAAAAGUAGUGCACUAUAAAGGGAAUAGGGUACCAUUUGGGAUGCAAACGUAGUCUUUUGAGUCUUGUUUGAAGGGAUCAGUCAUGUCCUAUACACGUUCCUUUGUUUCUUCCCUCCAGUCUAGUUGAGGUGAACCUGACAUCCAUUCAUCAUGUCCUUCCUUUCAGGUGUCCUUAAUCCCUUAAUCACGAUGAGCCUUACAGGUCUACUUGGUAUUCUAGUGGCACAGUAGACACAGACAAGGGCAGAACUACUCAGACAUAGACAGACAGGGGAGGUCAGAAAGAUUAUAGAGACCAGCAGCAAUAGAACUAAGAAAAAAAACAAUGUCAUGUAAUUCAGCAGACCGGUCUAGUUGUUAUUCUAGAGGCAGCUAACCUGCAGUUGCAGUUGCUGCUAAACACCUGCAACUGUCAUUUCCUGCAAUCUAGAACAAAACAUUUCCUUAAAAGUUGAUAAAUAAAGUAAACACAUUUUUUUGGCACAGCCAAGGACACAGGUUGGCGCAGCGCCCCUCAUACAUUCUUUGUGGAAAACCCUGAGGUUUGAGUUGGGUUUUUUGGUGUACCUCUGACAGAUUAAAUAAGGGUUGUGUGUACCUCUGACUGACUGAAUAAGGGUUGUGUGUACCUCUGACCGACUGAAUAAGGGUUGUGUGUACCUCUGACCGACUGAAUAAGGGUUGUGUGUGUACCUCUGACAGACUGAAUAAGGGUUGUGUGUUUACCUCUGACAGACUGUAUAAGGGUUGUGUGUACCUCUGAACGACUGAAUAAGGGUUGUGUGUUUACCUCUGACAGACUGUAUAAGGGUUGUGUGUGUACCUCUGACAGACUGUAUAAGGGUUGUGUGUGUACCUCUGACAGACUGUAUAAGGGUUGUGUGUACCUCUGAACGACUGAAUAAGGGUUGUGUGUUUACCUCUGACAGACUGUAUAAGGGUUGUGUGUACCUCUGACAGACUGUAUAAGGGUUGUGUGUGUACCUCUGACAGACUGUAUAAGGGUUGUGUGUACCUCUGAACGACUGAAUAAGGGUUGUGUGUGUACCUCUGACAGACUGUAUAAGGGUUGUGUGUGUACCUCUGACAGACUGAAUAGGGUUGUGUGUGUACCUCUGACAGACUGAAUAAGGGUUGUGUGUGUACCUCUGACAGACUGAAUAAGGGUUGUGUGUGUACCUCUGACAGACUGUAUAAGGGUUGUGUGUGUACCUCUGACAGACUGAAUAAGGGUUGUGUGUACCUCUGACAGACUGAAUAAGGGUUGUGUGUGUACCUCUGAACGACUGAAUAAGGGUUGUGUGUUUACCUCUGACAGACUGUAUAAGGGUUGUGUGUGUACCUCUGACAGACUGAAUAGGGUUGUGUGUGUGUACCUCUGACAGACUGAAUAGGGUUGUGUGUGUGUACCUCUGACAGACUGAAUAAGGGUUGUGUGUGUACCUCUGACAGACUGAAUAGGGUUGUGUGUGUGUACCUCUGACAGACUGAAUAGGGGUGUGUGUGUACCUCUGACAGACUGAAUAGGGUUGUGUGUGUGUACCUCUGACAGACUGAAUAGGGUUGUGUGUGUGUACCUCUGACAGACUGAAUAAGGGUUGUGUGUGUACCUCUGACAGACUGUAUAAGGGUUGUGUGUUUACCUCUGACAGACUGUAUAAGGGUUGUGUGUGUGUACCUCUGACAGACUGAAUAAGGGUUGUGUGUGUACCUCUGACAGACUGUAUAAGGGUUGUGUGUUUACCUCUGACAGACUGUAUAAGGGUUGUGUGUUUACCUCUGACAGACUGUAUAAGGGUUGUGUGUGUACCUCUGACAGACUGUAUAAGGGUUGUGUGUGUACCUCUGACAGACUGUAUAAGGGUUGUGUGUGUACCUCUGGCAGACUGUAGCUCACUAAGCUCAUCUCAGUAUCGAUGGGAUUCUCUCCAGCAUCCUGGACCAGGAGAAGCUUGUAGCAACAGAUAUUUUCAUAAUUUCUUUGCAGGGGAUGUUCCACAAAGCCAGAUGAAUCUCUGAAAUACUGCUUCUCAAAUCACAUGCAGGACUGAACCUAGAAAGAACACUCAUCAAAACGGUGUUGUUGAGAUUUGCCUAUCUGUUCUCUCUUAGUUCCUUCUCUGAACUACAGUAAUGUAAGUUAUCAAUAUUGUUAGUUUGCAGCAUUGUUAGUUUACACUACGCCUGGAGUUAGGUGUAACUAGCUACUAACUAGUGUCUGUUGAGAUACCACUUCUUGGUAUCAGAAUGUAACACCAAACUGAGUCCCAAAUGGCACCCUAUUCCCUAUAUAGUACUUUUGACCAGGGCCCUAUUGGGGUAUUUUCCUCCGCAAAAAGAGUGCACUUCCCUAUACAGUAGUUCACUAAGUUAUUUGGGAUGCAACCCAUGUAGACCUGCAUGACCUUCAGCUCGUAGCUUACUGUCUGUUGUCUGAUAGAAAAACAAGUUCAAUUUAAGUGGUUUUGGCAGCCUGUACUAAAUACCCCUGUGUAAGGUUGUAUUUAUGGUUAGCUAGCCUUCUGCCAUGGACUAAAUCGGGAGACUCCAUUUUCCUUCAUUCAUCACGGUGGAGCUUCUUCCAGGCUGACAGUUUUGGAGGCUUUGUACCGUUUUUAAUUGUUAACAUGUUAAAUGAAGAAACGUUACCUUUAUUGGCUCUGAGAAACUACACUACAUCCUUGAGACACAGAGGCUAUGUUCCAAAUGGCACCUUAUUCCCUAUAGUGUGCUGCAAAAGUAGUGCUCCAUGUAGGGAAUAGGGUGCCAUUUGGAACACACUCUGUGAUGGAUGCUAAUUAGUACUCAGCUCCACUCCAACUUAGAAAUCUUUAAAGGUGUUUGUUAAGUCAUGUUAAACUGCCCCUAAAACACAAGGCUAUUUACAGUUGAAGUCGGAAGUUUACAUGCCCUUAGGUUGGAGUCAUUAGAACUCCUUUUUCAACCACUCCACAAAUUUCUUGUUAAUAAACCAUAGUUUUGGCAAGUCGGUUUGGACAUCUACUUUGUGCGUGACACAAAUCAUUUUUCCAACAAAUUGUUUACAGACAGAUUAUUUCACUUAAAAUUCACUGUAUCACAAUUCCAGUGGGUCAGAAGUGUACAUACACUAAGUUGACUGUGCCUUUAAACAGCUUGGAAAAUGCCAGAAAAUGAUGUCAUGGCUUUAGAAGCUUCUAUUAGGCUAACUGGCAUCAUUUGAGUCAAUUGAAAGUGUACCUGUGGAUCUAUGUCAAGGCCUACCUUCAGACUCAGUACCUCUUUGCUUGACAUGGGGAAAUCAAAAGAAAUCCGCCAAGACCUCAGAAAAAAUUGUAGACCUCCACAAGUCAGCUUCAUCCUUGGGAGCAAUUUCCAAACGCCUGAAGGUACCAUGUUCAUCUGUACAUAUAAUAGUACGCAAGUGUAAACACCAUGGAACCACGCAGCAGUCAUACCGCUCCGGAAGGAGACUCGUUCUGUCUCCUAGAGAUGAACGUACUUUGGUGUGAAAAGUGCAAAUCAGCCCCAGAACAACAGCAAAGGACCUUGUGAUGAUGCUGGAGGAAACAGGUACAAAAGUAUCUAUAUCCACAGUAAAACGAGUCCUAUAUUGACAUAACCUGAAAGGCUGCUAAGCAAGGAAGAAGCCACUGCUCAAAAACCGCCAUAAAAAAAGCCAGACUACGGUUUGCAACUGCACAUGGGGACAAAGAUCGUACUUUUUGGAGAAAUGUCCUCUGGUCUGAUGAAACAAAAAUAGAACUGUUUGGCCAUAAUGACCAUCGUUAUGUUUGGAGGAAAAAGUGGGAUGCUUGCAAGCCGAAGAACACCAUCCCGACCGUGAAGCACGGGGGUGGCAGCAUCAUGUUGUGUGGGUGCUUUGCUGCAGGAGGGACUGGUGCACUUCACAAAAUUGAUGGCAUCAUGAGGAUGGAAAAUUAUGUGGAUAUAUUGAGGCAAUAUCUCAAGACAUCAGUCAGGAAGUUAAAGCUUGGUCGCAAAUGGGUCUUCCAUAUGGGCAAUAACCCCAAGCAUACUUCCAAAGUUGUGGCAAAAUGGCUUAAGGACAACAAAGUCAAGUUAUUGGAGUGGCCAUCACAAAGCCCUGACCUCAAUCCUAAAUAAAAUUUGUGGGCAGAACUGAAAAAGCAUGUGCGAGCAAGGAGGCCUAGAAACCUGACACAGUUACACCAGCUCUGUCAGGAGGAAUGGGCCAAAAUUCACCCAACUUGUUGUGGGAAUCUUGUGGAAGUCUAUCCGAAACGUUUGACCCACGUUAAACAAUUUAAAGGCAAUGCUACCAAAUACUAAUUGAGUGUAUGUAACGCACUGGGAAUGUGAUGAAAGAAAUAAAAGCUGAAAGAAAUAAUUCUCUCUACUAUUAAUUCUGACAUUUCACAUUCUUAAAAUAAAGUGGUGAUCCUAACUGACCUAAGACAGGGAAUUUUUUACUUGGAUUAAACAUCAGGAAUUGUGAAAAACUGAGUUUCAAUGUAUUUGGCUAAGGUGUAUGUAAACUUCCGACUUCAACUCUGUUUAAAAUUAAGAAGCUUGGAUAUCAUGUUGUUUUGAGCUCUUACUUAGUUCAUUCAUCAGUUUGUUAUUUAUAAAAUUGUACAUCCUAUUUCUUCCCGCACGUAGCCCAUAAUAUACUUGUUCCCCACAUAUCAUUUAUCUGCCCUGAUGUGCUAGGUGUUUGUUCUUCUUGUCAAAGUGCCUGAUUAAAGUACUUAUGUGAACACAA
This is a messenger RNA of Oncorhynchus nerka (sockeye salmon), 12623 nucleotides long. Its product is annotated as protocadherin-16-like. The transcript has 21 exons. Gene Ontology annotation, molecular function: calcium ion binding; cadherin binding. Lineage: Eukaryota; Metazoa; Chordata; Actinopteri; Salmoniformes; Salmonidae. Gene Ontology annotation, biological process: homophilic cell-cell adhesion; multicellular organism development; adherens junction organization. The record is from RefSeq and is a predicted model, not a curated record. Bases 1 to 6711 code for a protein of 2236 amino acids. Gene Ontology annotation, cellular component: catenin complex; plasma membrane; adherens junction.